AUGGCUGAGAAGGUGAGGGUCGCGCUUGACAGGCUCGGGGAGAUGUAUGGCUCUGUGGGAGAGCUUCUCCGGCUUCCGGAGACCCGGCGGGCCCUCGCCGGCGAGAGAUGGGUGACCCGGGAGCUGGACGCAUCCGUCACGCUGCUGGACGUCUGCGCCGCCGCGAGGGAGGCGAUCUCGUCGGUGAAACAGCAAGCGCAGGACCUCCGGUCAGCGCUACGCACAAGGAGAGGCGGCGGCGGUGCCGUUCGCGCCUACUUCCGCACGACGAGGGCGGCGCGCGAGGAAGGCGCCAGGUGCUUGAGAAUCCUGAAACAGAUGGAGCGGAAGCGGGCGGCUCGUCCGCCAAGGUCAGCGGCGGCGGAGGGUCUGACUGAGGCGGCCAUUACGGUCUUCCGGUCGCUCUCGUCGGUCAUGUCCCAAGGGCCGCGCCGGGCGCCGGCGGGAGAGAAGAGAGGGUGGCUGCCGGAGAAGAUGAAGAAGAGAACGGCGGAGGACGUCUCGUUGCUGGGCCUCGACGGGAGGCCUCGCCGUGAAGACGACACCGCAGGGUUGGAGGCGGUGGAAGAGGCUCAGAGGCAGCUGCACAGGUUGGAGGUGGGGUUCCAGGGACUUGAGGCCGGGCUGGAGGCCGCGUUCCGGCGGCUGGUCCAGCACAGGGUCCUUCUGCUCAACAUUCUCAGCCAGUAA
This is a messenger RNA of Spirodela intermedia, 690 nucleotides long. NCBI's taxonomy places the organism in Eukaryota, Viridiplantae, Streptophyta, Magnoliopsida, Alismatales, Araceae. The record is from the annotation of a GenBank genome assembly.